Messenger RNA from Symsagittifera roscoffensis, 3407 nucleotides. RefSeq names its product N-alpha-acetyltransferase 35, NatC auxiliary subunit-like. Gene Ontology annotation, biological process: N-terminal peptidyl-methionine acetylation. Lineage: Eukaryota; Metazoa; Xenacoelomorpha; Acoela; Convolutidae. The record is from RefSeq and is a predicted model, not a curated record. The transcript has 9 exons. Gene Ontology annotation, cellular component: NatC complex. The coding region runs from base 965 to 3292 and encodes 775 amino acids.
CUACAAUAGUUGCAGGGCCGUUGCAGACAACGGUGAAGGGUGGAGGACAGCCUUCCGGAUUAAGAGGAAGUCAAGAUUAGCGAGCUUGAUUCAGUGGAUUCAAGAAUCCGGAAGGGUUUCGGGACUGAAACUUUUAGCCUGUUAUAUAGACUUUUAGCUUCUUGUCAUGUCCUGAUUUGAAUUUAAUUAACAUCUGGAUUCAUUUUGAUAAGGAUGAGAAGCUAGGAGUUGGGGGAAAGGGUUGAUCCAUCUUCGAUGGAGAUGAUGAUUUUUAUCUACUGAACAAAAACAAUAGUAAUAUAAUCAAUAGUAGUAGCCCUGUUUUUAGGAGUGACCUCGUGGUCUGGGGAUACUGAGACCCAGCCAUGAGCUCACUAUUUCUGCAUGUAAUCUAGUUAAUUUGAGUGUUUUGACCGAAGCCGGAAGCAGUAACGUUUUUGUCGACCCGAUGUUAGAAAAGACCACCGAAAGUACUGGCUUGGUAGAGACGGUGAAAAGCAUGCAAAGCUCUGUUUAGACGUUAGCCAGUCGUCUUAAGACUUAGUUUUGUUUUCCGUCGAUAUGUAUCUUCCGGGCGAAUGUUACACAGUAACGUUUCUGUCGACCCGAUGUUAAAAGGACCACUCAAAGAUUUGACUUUGGCAAAGAGUGUGAAAAGCAUGUAGAGCUGUGUUUAGACGCUGUUUUACAACCUAGCUUUAUGUUCCGUCGGUAUGUACUUCCGGGCGAAUGUUACAAAUAUAGUUAUCAUCAAUUGGUUGAGAUGGUGGGUGCUUCUCAAUAAGUGCCUGUUCUACUGUUUUUUGUUUGAUGAUGUCGUCGAGAGAAUGAACGCCUUUGGAUUUGUCCGUCGGUUUGGUUGUAUCUAGAAUUGGGAAAUUGCAUACUUGUGUGUCGUUAGCUGAGUGAAAUUGGGAGGUGAAGCGAUGACAGCUGGUACGGGCCUAUCCAGUAAUUCACAGGAAUGAUGACCUUUGAAGGCGAGGACAUAACUGAGAAGUUUUUGGCAUCAUGUGAGCAUAUUCAACUGGGGAAAUUGAUACAUUGUCCGAAUUUCACUCUCUUUGAAGCCAUGUCUGGGAUUGAAUUGAUGGACUCAAAAAUGGACUCGGGCUUGUUGUCGAACAAGAACAAGAACGUUGAUGUCCUAGUGUGGGACGAAUUGAAUCAGUCGGAUGUUGCCAGCAGUACUAUUGUCGAGAUAAUCGACACUGUAUUGCGAUCGGUGGUUACAUUCCUGGAAGGCAGUUCAUUGGCUCAGACAGUGUUCACGUGUACCUUCUUGCACACACCUGCAAAUAUACUAAACAGUUCUCUCAGAGUGGCUUGUUUGGGUCUGCUGCGGGUUCUGGACAAGUGCAUAGAAAUGUUGAACACAGCUGCUGUCUUCGAAGAAGAAGACGUUUAUUUGAUGACAUAUGGACUCAGUCUGGCCUCGCAUGUCAAUGAAAAAGUCUUGCUGAAUCAACUGAAGGCCGAAAGUGACUCGAGCCAACUGUUGAAAACUUCUUCUGGCGAGCAAUUGUCUAUUAGGUUGACAUUCAUCCAUUCUUUCAUUGCCUCUUGCUCUUCAGUUUUGAAAGGUGGCACUCAACAAGCUUCGAAUGACAUGAAAAAAAUGCCUCAGUUGUUAGAGAAGACACUUGACAAGUUAAGACAGUUCAAGCAAACAGAUGAUGCGAGAGAGCGUGACCUGGAACUAGUUACGAAAGGAAUCUGUAAAGUGAGAGGAUUUGAUGAAAAUUUAAACCAGCAUCUUUUGCCGCCAACGUUUCCCAAAGCUGCAGCUUUUGCAUCUUGGACCAAAAUGCACGAUUACUUCACUACUACCUUAACUAGCUUCAAAGAAUCAUGUCAACUGUUCAGCAAUUCAUCAGCCAAUUCCUGUACAUUAUCCACUGUGCUGAAUUUUGUGUCAUCGAUAUCAAGUAGUGCGAAGUCGAAUCUCCUAGAGAGAUCAAUUGUGCAAUGUGUGCUGUUUCACGAUGUCAACUGUGCCAACGCUGUGGGCGGAAGCAGUGGCGGCGGAUCUCUGGGUCUGACUGAUCUGGACCACCACAAACCAACAUUACUUGGGGUGUCUUUAGAGGAAUUCAUGGCAAAGUCCAUUAGUUGUUCGGUGUCUCAUCUGGCAUUCACCACGACUGGAUCAGAGGAAAUAUCAAAACUUGUCAGCCAGUUUCUGUCCAACUCAACACACGCUAUAGUGCAAUUCAUCAAGUGCUACGGGAAGAACCGGUCACGACUGCGAGAACAGUUGAUUAGAGUGAAUCAAGAGCUGUUCCACUUAGAACCACUCUGUAUUGCUCUGGACAAUGCAUUAAACUCACACUACCCGAAGCUGAAGACAGACAAAACCACCCAGCAGAGCCAGCAGCAGCAGAGUCAGUCUAUUCAGUGCCACAGAGUGUAUUCUUGGUUGAGUGUCCAGGCAUCGAACGUGAUGCAACAGUUUAUAUACAUGGGUUUCGAGUUGGAGUUAUACAGCGAGCAUGAGCUGAUCUACAUAUUCUGGUACCUGGCAGAUUUUCUCCUUAUAUGGUCAUGUAGUCUGCAAAAAGAGAGGCUAGAAAAGUUCAGUGAUGAGUUAAUGUCGCAGCCGAAGCAAUACCAAACUGUGCCAACUAGUGAGAGGCCCUUCUUCAAAGUGCAAAGACGUGAUCACAUUCAACAGAAUGCAUCAGGGUCGUCUAAUCAGAAAAAGAACAAACAACAACAAAAGCAGAUGCGACAGAAGGAAAUCGAAAUGGCCACGCAGUCGGCCCAUCUGUACGAAAUACAGGCACACAACCUCAAAUACCUCCAAAGUUUAUUGUCAAUAUUUUGUGGAUUUUACAAAUGUCUCGUUUUGCUGAAGGCGGCUGCCAAAUUGCCAGUAGUGGAGGAGAAAUGUUUCGACAAUGAGAAGCUGCGCUUUGAGCGUCGCAUUGCGCCCAUAGCCCUUGACGCAGACUUUUUCCCGAGCUACGAGAUGUUUUGUGCGGCGGUAUCAGGACACACUGCUGUGGCCUCUGGGCAGCCCAGAAGGGUGCUGCAACAGGCAGCCGAGAGCUUCUCAGACGCCAAGACUCUUCUAUCUGACAUCAGGGGGGCAAGUAAUGUGCCACACGAGGUCGAACUCAUGUUCAAGGUCAGCUCCAAUAACUUAAUUGUGCUAAACCUCAUUCUGCAGAAGUGGCCCAGAGAGGAAAAGGAAGAAAACUCAGAAGACUUCAGGCGCCACUUGCAGUUCAAAAUAGAGUUCCACCCUCAGUACUCAAAUUGGCCAGUUUUCAAGCUAGACUCAAGAUAAAACUCACUUUUAUAUUGUACAUACCUUAAUCACCAUAGUUCAUUUUUUUCGCCUUGUUUUUGAGUGGUAAUGAACAAUGUCAAUUAUCACUUAUUUAGGUCGUGUGGUUUUUGAU